UUCGUUUUCUUGGUAUUCGUUCAUUGAGAAAAAGUAGCGACAAACAAAAAUAAAAUUUGCAAAGGGAACAACCCAAGUUUGUCUUCUUAUACGUAUAAAAUGCCGCCUCCAGAUCCUUUGCCAACUAUGCCAGGUGAAAAUUCCUUAAAAAGUUCUAGCUCAAAUCAAGACAGUGAGAGUUAUGUUAGGCGAACUCAUGUUGCUGAAACAGCAACCAAUGUAUAUGGCCCUAAAGUAGGCCGGUCUACACAUUCCUAUGAUACUUCCUAUCCAGAAACCUCAACAUACGAAGGAAGAAGUGAAUAUCCCCAUACAUCAUACAAAUACAGAUCAUACAGCAGUCAUUAUUAUUCGUAUCCUCCACCGCCUUCAACUGCAGCCGCACCACCCCGUAGUUAUAAUUCAUCCCAGGGUCAUCGUUAUCCUUCUUCUUCCAGAAAUCGGGGUGACUACUAUUCACGCAGCUCCUCAUCUUCAUAUUCGACAGCAAGCCGCUACGAUUCCCAAAGUCAUUCCACAAGUGCUGCAACCGUUCCUCCCGGAAUUGGUAAGGAGAAAAGGUCACGUUUACGCGAUGAGCGUCCUCAAAAACCAGAGACUGAACGUGAUCGUUUGCUAAGGAUGUGGCGCUCAAACUAUUGCGAGACCCCUGAAGAGAUACAAAGAAAAAUGGAGGAACUACUUGUAUUGGAUGAAAACAACCGUGAAGUGUGGAUACGUUCAUCUCCUGCUGAUCCCUAUUAUCGUCGUACAAAACUUAUACAAGAAGUUGAGAGCACUCCACGCCUCCAGAUACUAUGUCAGCUUUUCGAAGAGGAGUUAUUGAAACGUUCCGAUCGCAUUAAGGAGAAAUUGCCUCCGUACAAACCACCGCCGCGGCCAACUACUAGACGACGUGUUUGCAAACACAAGUCCGAGGGUUGUUCCUCCUCAGAUUCCGACUCGUCCGAUAAUGAGGACUUCAAAUUGGAGCAGGACAAUUGUAUGGAAGAACUGUCACGCAAGGUACAACAUCCAUAUCGCAUACAUGCCGAUUUGUGGCACAACGAAGCCGGAGAAAUGAACGAUGGUCCACUGUGUAGGUGUUCUCAGAAAUCUCGAAGGGUUGGCAUAAGACAUGGCAUUUAUCCUGGUGAAAAUUGCUACACCAAAUGCGAUCCCAAUUCAAAUAAUGCCAGUAAAUUGCAUCAUUAUCGCAUUACGAUCUCGCCACCAACGAAUUUUUUGACCAAAACUCCCACAAUCAUCAAACAUGAUGAACACGAGUUUCUGUUUGAAGGAUUUUCGCUGUUCUCUCACUUUCCCUUGGGUGAUUUGCCAACUUGCAAAGUUAUACGUUUCAAUAUAGAAUACACCAUACUGUAUGUGCCCGAAAAGAUGCCGGAGAACUUUACAAUCAGAGAAUUGGAUUUGUUUUUUAAAUACAUGUUCCAUGAACUGCUGGAGUUGGUGGACUUUUCCCUGUUGCCUAAAUUGGAUGAGUCGGGCGUUGAAAGCUGCCCGGCCUUUCACUUUCUACCACGAUUUGUUCGGGACCUGCCCGACAAUGGCAAAGAGGUCUUGGCUAUGUGCGAGGUACUAAAAUAUCUACUCGACAAUGCGGGACCGCUGGUGGACAAGCCACUUUUGAAUAACUUGGAACGUACACCACAAACUGAGUGGCAAGAUUAUGUGGACAAUUUCAAGGGAAUGCUGGCUACUAAGCCGGGGUAUAAGCCCAGCUCCAUACGUGUAGACCAGCUGGAUCGAAAUGUUGCCGAUUUGCCUGAAUGCUAUGACAAAGAGGAUGGCCUAUGUUAUCCUGCCAUCAUACACUUUGGUAUACGACCACCGCAGCUCAGCUAUGCCGGGAAUCCAGAAUACCAAAAGGCCUGGAGGGAAUAUGUCAAAUUUCGCCAUUUAAUGGCCAAUAUGUCAAAGCCAUCGUUUAAGGAUAAACGCAAAUUGGAAGAAAAAGAGGCUCGAUUGCAAGAAAUGCGCACCCAGGGAAGAAUGAAACGCAAUGUUACAGUUGCUGUUAGCUCUAAGGGAUAUCACCGCACCGGAAUAAUGUGUGAUAUGGUACAGCAUGGUAUGCUGGUGCCCGUCUUAACAGGCCAUCUAAGGUUUCACAGGUCGUUGGAUCUUCUGCAGCAGAAUAUUGAAUAUAAAUUUAAAAACAGGUAUUUGCUGCAAUUGGCUUUGACUCAUCCCUCCUAUAAGGAAAACUAUGGCACAAAUCCUGAUCACGCCCGAAAUUCUCUUACCAACUGUGGCAUACGCCAGCCUGAGUAUGGUGAUCGCAAAAUCCAUUAUAUGAACACCCGCAAAAGGGGCAUCAAUACUUUGAUCAACAUUAUGUCCCGAUUUGGCAAGGAGUACGAAACUAUGUCCAAUAUAACGCAUAACGAGCGUUUGGAAUUCCUAGGCGAUGCUGUGGUAGAGUUUCUUAGCUCCAUACAUUUGUUCUUCAUGUUUCCCGAGCUGGAAGAAGGAGGAUUGGCAACUUAUCGCGCCGCCAUUGUACAAAAUCAGCAUUUGGCUUUGCUUGCUAAAAAACUGCAUCUGGAGGAAUAUAUGCUCUAUGCCCAUGGUUCCGAUUUGUGUCACGAACUUGAGCUAAAGCAUGCUAUGGCCAAUUGUUUUGAAGCCCUUAUGGGAGCUUUACUUUUGGAUGGCGGCAUCUCUGUGGCCGAUGAAGUUUUUAUGAAUGCCUUGUUCAUGGAGGACGACCAGCUUAGAGAAAUUUGGAAAAAGUUACCAGGACAUCCUUUGCAAGAGCAGGAACCCAUGGGCGACAGAGAUUGCAUCUCAUCGUAUCCCAUGCUGCAGGAACUGAAUAAAUUCGAGGACUCAAUUGGCAUUCAGUUCAAACACAUAAGACUGUUGGCAAGAGCCUUUACUGAUCGCUCCAUUGGUUUUACCCAUUUGACAUUGGGCUCCAAUCAACGUUUAGAAUUCCUGGGAGAUACUGUGCUUCAAUUGAUAUGCUCAGAGUAUUUGUAUCGCCAUUUCCCUGAGCAUCAUGAGGGACAUUUGUCCUUGUUGCGUUCCUCUUUGGUUAACAAUAGAACUCAAGCGGUGGUUUGUGAUGAUUUGGGCAUGACGAAAUAUGCAAUUUAUUCAAAUCCCAAGGCUGAAUUGAAAACCAAAGAUAGAGCAGAUUUAUUGGAAGCCUUUUUGGGAGCAUUGUAUGUCGACAAGGGUUUGCUGUAUUGUGAACAAUUCUGUCACGUUUGUCUAUUUCCCCGUUUGCAAAUGUUCAUUAUGAACCAGGAUUGGAAUGAUCCAAAAUCGAAAUUACAACAAUGCUGUCUCACAUUACGUACAAUGGACGGGGGAGAGCCCGACAUUCCUCUUUACAAAGUAAUUGAAUCUUCGGGUCCCACCAACACCAGAGUCUAUACUGUGGCGGUGUACUUUCGCAAUAAGCGCUUAGCAACGGCCACUGGCUCAUCUAUACAACAGGCCGAAAUGAAUGCGGCCAAGCAAGCCUUGGAAAAUUCCAGAGAUCUGUUCCCCCAAUUGGAUCAUCAAAAAAGAGUCAUUGCGAAAAGCAUUAAAAAACAGACGGGGCGUGAAAUAAAUCAAGAUGCCGAACCUACGCCAAAGGAACAGAAGCAAAGGUAUACCGAUCUGAUAGCAGAUGAAUCUCAUUUACCAAAGCAGUAUAGGGAGCGUGAAGAUAUUUCUAGCGAUGAAUUGCCAGAGGAUGAAGAUGAUGAGCCUUCGCAAGAAUUGCGAAGGAAUAUAAGCAAAACAAGCCAACUUUCAGAUGAUUCUGCAACUAUGGACCGCGAGAUGUCCAUUGACAUUACCCCGCCAAAACGAUCCAGGCAGUCUCCUAUAGACACAGUGGAAAGCAAAAAACCAAAAAUAUCUGAAACUCCUAAAGCAAAUGUUAGCCUUCCUUGCGAAGAUAUCAGUAGCGACGAAGAAGAUUUCCAUAAAUCGGAUAUUCAGGAAACGCCUCCCAAAGAAAAUGAGGAUAAUUCAAAAAAACAAAGCGUUGUUGUCUUAUCCGAUCUUAAGGAUUUAGUAGAAGAUAUAUCAUCUUCAUCAGAUUUAGAGCAUGAACCUGGAGAAAUAUCCAAUUAAAUUGGGUACUUAACCAUUGAACAUUUACAUUCUCUUAAGUAUUUGUGAAAUUUUCAAAAUAAAAUUUUAUAUGUUAACUA
Molecule: messenger RNA, 4157 nt
Organism: Stomoxys calcitrans (stable fly)
Lineage: Eukaryota; Metazoa; Arthropoda; Insecta; Diptera; Muscidae
Gene: drosha
Product: ribonuclease 3
Exons: 4
Coding region: 100-4077 (1325 amino acids)
Biological process (GO): pre-miRNA processing; primary miRNA processing; rRNA processing
Cellular component (GO): nucleus
Molecular function (GO): ribonuclease III activity; double-stranded RNA binding
Source: RefSeq, a predicted model, not a curated record